AAUUUGUUACAACUUGUUACAAUUUUUUUGAAGGCAGAAAACAUUGCAAAUAGUUAAUGGAUUUUUCUCCCAAUUUAUCUCCAAAAAAAUCAUACUUGGCAAUUUUUCCAGCCCAGAUUAAGAAAGCACAAUGGUUAAACUCGUGAACUCUUUAUUCAAACUCUCCAAUAAAAUUUUAUCCGUAUUUCCGCCAUUAUUUACUUUGACGCGUCUAUGGUUCGGGUUUUUCAUGGGAACAGCUUUUCUGCUCCCGACUUUGAUUCUUCGAUUCGGAUUUAAGCGAAUGCUUUUAUCGUCAAAUCCGAAAAGAUCUCGAACGAAGACCAAGUACGACUCGGAUCCGGAUUGCAGUUCUGAGUUUGAAGAGUCGGGUUUUGUGACUUCGGACGGAGUUGUUAUACACUUUGUUUCAAAGGGAAACCCGAACGGCGAAGUCAUUUUGUUCCUUCACGGGUUCCCAGAAUGCUGGUAUUCCUGGAAACACCAAAUCGAUUUCUUCUCCGAGGAAGGUUACCGAGUUGUUGCUAUGAGUCUUCGCGGAUACGCUGAGAGCGGAAAACCGAAAGGAAAAGAAAAUUACGAAAUUUCGAAACUCGUUCAUGACGUGCAAGAACUGAUCGAGUUCUUGAAUGUUAACCAAGUCAUUCUUGUCGCUCAUGAUUGGGGCGGAAUUAUCGCUUUUGCUUUGACGGCUGCUCACCCUCACUUGAUUAAGAAGUUGGUAAUUCUCAAUGCUCCACAUUCUGAAAUCUUUCUUAAAUUACAAGUCGAAAAUUUGCGUCAGUUCUGGUCGUCAUGGUACAUUUAUUUCUUCCAAUUUCCAUUUUUGCCCGAAAUUGCGGUAAAAAUGGGCGAUUUUGCUUUUCUCGAACUAUGCUUUGCCCCGUUACUCAAAUCGGGUAAAAUGAGCAAAUCGGAGUUGGAUUUGUUCAAAUAUUACGCUUCACAAGAGGGAUCGCUGACAGGCAUGAUCAAUUAUUACCGAAAUUUGACUUCAAAAAAAGCGAAAACGGAAUUGAAGCGCUUUUCGAAGAAAAUCGAGGUUCCAACUUUGGUGAUCUGGGGCGAAAAAGACAUGGGUUUAGUGGUUGAGAACUUGAAAGGUUUGAACAAAUUUGUAGAUGACCUCCAAGUGACCAGAUUACCUGGGAUUAGUCACUGGGUUCAGCAAGACGACCCGGAAACCGUCAACCGGGAAAUAUUUUCAUUCAUAUGCUGAAUCUGGUGUGAAAAUAAAAACUUUAUCAAAGGCUGCAUAUUUUCAAUUCUAUAAAUUUAUUGAAAAAGGUUACCGCAAAAAUGAGCAUGACCGAAAAAAAAAUUGGAGAGCUUGAUGCACUAUUUGUGGGUUUUAUUUGAGCAAAGUGGGCAAAUGAGGCAUUGAAAAAACUUGCAACCUUCUUUUUGAAUUGAUAUCAUGGAAACUAGA
This is a messenger RNA of Symsagittifera roscoffensis, 1429 nucleotides long. RefSeq names its product epoxide hydrolase 3-like. The coding region runs from base 131 to 1219 and encodes 362 amino acids. The transcript has 2 exons. The record is from RefSeq and is a predicted model, not a curated record. Lineage: Eukaryota; Metazoa; Xenacoelomorpha; Acoela; Convolutidae. Gene Ontology annotation, molecular function: hydrolase activity.